GUCAACUGUGUCAUUCAAAAAUUUAUUUUUCCGUGUUGAGCUCCAAUUGAAUAUUCGGAGCAAAUUUUGCAGUUUUUCGCCUAAAACAACAGGAAAUAGGCCACGGAAAAGUACGAACUAACAAUCUAGCAUCAUGACAACUCUGGAACGGCAUGUUCUGAGCUCGGUCCCAUCGGUUGCCCGCCAGCCCAGCCUGGACGAUAUGAAUUUGGACCAGUUUCUGAAAAUUUCAAACUAUGAAGAUACGGUCAAACAGCUUGACAUUUACUACGGGAUCGUCAAAAGACAAUUGCUCCAGUUUCAGAGUCCAAUAACCGGUCUAUUUCCCGUUUUGAGUAGUGAUCGCGACGUAGGCAGUAUUCGAGAUAGCGUUUAUUGUGCGGCUUCAAUUUGGAGUCUGUACCAAGCCUAUAGGCGAAUCGACGAUGACCGUGGCAAAUCCUACGAGCUCGGUCAAUCGGCAGUUAAAUGCAUGCGCGGUGUGCUUGAAUGUUGGAUCAAACAGGCUCAUCGUGUGGAGAAGUUUAAAUCUCGCCAAUGUGCGAUGAAUGCGCUGCACUGUAAAUUUCAUUUGCACACGGGUGAACAAAUUUAUUCAGAUGAAAAAUACAACCACUUGCAAAUCGAUGUGGUCUCAAUCUACCUCAUUUUUCUCGUUCAAAUGAUAUCCUCUGGGCUGCAGAUUAUCUACACUCAGGAUGAGGUGGCUUUCGUGCAGAAUCUGGUUUACUACGUGGAACGUGCCUACCGGACACCCGACUACGGGAUGUGGGAACGAGGAUCGAAGUACAACGACGGCACACCGGAGAUUCACGCUUCCUCGAUCGGUAUGGCUAAAUCCGCACUGGAAGCCAUCAACGGGUGCAAUCUGUUUGGGGAGAAAGGUGCCUCGUGGAGUGUCGUCUAUGUGGAUAUUGAUGCGCACAAUCGCAACCGAAGCAUCUUCGAAACCAUGCUACCUCGCGAAUCCAGUUCGAAGGGAGUGGAUGCAUCGUUGAUUCCGACCUUGUCAUUUCCGGCGUUCGCUUCGCACGAGGAUCGCCUGGUUGAGAUGACAAAGGCUAAUGUUAUAAUGCGUUUGAAAGGUAAGAAAGGAUUCAAGCGGUUCAGCAGGGAUGGCUACCUUUCGCGGUUGGAGGACAAAACGCGCCGUUACUAUCACAAGGGUGAAAUCAAGGACUUCGAAGGAUACGAGUGUGAGUGGCCAAUGUUCUACACGUACAUGAUCAUCGACGGGGUGUUCAAAAAUAAUUUGGACCAGAUUGAAGAGUAUCAGAUGGAAUUGCGGAAAUGUAUGCAUUCGGAUCAGAAUGGGGAUCCAGUGGUUUCGAUGUGCUACGCACCGGAUGGAGACGGCAUGUUCACUCGGGCUUCAUCCCAGUCCCUGUUUCUCUGGGGUCAAUCAGUUUUCAUUAUCGCACAGCUGCUAACCGCUGGUCUGCUGCACAUCAACGAGUUAGACCCGAUCCGGCGUUAUUUGCCGUCGUACAACCGACCCCGUAAAGCCGGUCGUUAUUCUGCCUUCCAGGCUAAGCCGGGAAUUCGUACACAAAUUGGAAGUGCCCUCGCGGUAAUGCACCGUCCGUUGGCGUUGUCGAAAGUGAUCGAGAGUGAAGUGGUGACGUCCAACGAGCCCAAGGAUUCCGACGUCGAACAGGAUCAGCAGUCCGUGGUGUCCGACGGGUCGGAGAAGCGCGGAACCGCUACCGACUUGGUGGUUCAAAUCGUGUUGAUCACCGAAUCGAUGCGUCUGCAAGCGAUGAUGGCGACCUACGGAAUUCAAACGCAAACUCCAAAUGAGGUUGAACCAGUUCAAAUUUGGUCCUCUACGCAGUUGAUCAACGUUUACCAGCAGUUGGGAGUCAACGAUAAGCUCGGUUUGUCUGGACGACCUCCGCGACCGGUUGGUUCACUCGGAACUAGUAAGGUCUAUCGUAUAUGUGGCAUGACGAUUCUUUGCUAUCCAUUGAUCUUCGAAGUGUCUGAUUUCUAUCUGUACCGUGAUAUGGCUUUGCUGAUCGAUGACAUAAAAACGGAACUCCAGUUUGUGGGUAAAUACUGGCGGUUGUCGGGUAGACCAACGGUUUGUUUAUUGAUUCGCGAGGAGCAUAUGCGUGAUCCUCAGUUCAAGGAAAUGAUCGAUCUGUUAGCCAUGUUGAAGAAGGGAUACUGUGACGGGAUGAAGGUUCGGAUCGGCCGUCUGCAGAAUUUAAUUUCGAGUUCCUGCAUUGAACAUCUGGAUUUCAUGUCCCACUUGGAUUUACCCGAUCCCAGUGAAACAGCUUUCCCCCAGAUUCAUCACGAUUACAUCGGAUAUCAAAGCUUGACGGAUGUUCCCAGAGCGCAAUCGUACCGGGAGAAGAAGAUUAGUGCAGCUGAGUAUCAGACGAAAUCUACGGUCGAAAUUGUCGAGGGACUGAGAAGCACAGAGUCGAUAUUUUUACAAAGUCAAUUGCUAGGAAUUCUACUGCAUCGCGAGGGUGCCAACUAUGAAAUCGCUGGUGAUACGGUUCAUGCUAGGUUAAUCGAUCUUUACAGUCGGGCCGGUACCCUCCGAUACUGGCGGGCUGUUCGUUAUUGCAGUUCUCUUCUGCGUCACAUUGUCGAUUCGAUUUCACCUUUCAUCACAACGGUGCUGGUUAACGGGAAACAAAUAACAGUAGGAGUUCUUGGACAACGAGAAACCGUCUUCGACAAACCGAUGACACCGGAAGAAAUUCAAAACGUAAUGUAUUCGACGGUCCAACCGUACAAUGUGAUCUAUGCCGUUCUGCAGCAGGAGGUGGUGCUUUACUGUGGUCGACUGAUCGCAACCAAUCCGGACAUAUUCAAGGGUAUUUUAAAGAUCCGCGUAGGUUGGGUACUGGAAGCGAUGAGAUUGUAUCUGGUCACGACUGGUGACGAAGGAACUGACAUCGAAAAUCUAUCUCCGUUUCACAUCCGGAAGCUACUGCAAAGGGUUCUAACGGUUAGUGAAUACGCUAGUGACGAAUCUGGUUUCAGUGCUUUGCAGCGUCGCCAGCUUGAAGGAUGUCUGUUCCGCGUGCCGCACUCUUUCUAUAACCACGUGUGGGAUGUUUUGGAACGAACGCCGCUAGGCAUCACCGUACAAGGCCACACGCUUCCAGCAACAACGACUCUUUCCAACAAAAGUCGAAGUGAAUUUUCAUUCGCCUUGCAGGUUGAAGAGAUGCUGAAUAAAAUCGAACAGCCAGAACGACGUCAAAUUGUUGUGGAGCUACUGUGCAUCGUCGCGACCAUAUUGCGACGUAAUCCAGAACUUCGGUUUAAUCAGAUUUUGGAUUUGGACUUCCUACUGGAAGAUUCUUUCGGCAUGUACUGCAAGGAUAAUGAUUUACCGACCACGAAGGAUAUUUCGCCACUUUUCUCACUGUCUCAAAUUCAAACUACCGGCUAUUUGGCUCGGGCAGCGGUCAACAGUGUUCUGAUGCGGUGUGCCCUUGCCUCCGACAUUUUUGCUGAAGAUGUUGAAGAUCACUGCCGGGUCCAGUGAACAAAAGACACGUUAGUAGUUAAACGGCCAUGUAGAAGUAGGUUUUACCUUUUUUUGACUGUAUUUUAUGUGAAACUUAACGAUGAAGUCACUUAAGUUUUGUUUGAUCUGUUUCCAAAGAAAAUUUUAUCAACCGUUUCUAUGAUGUUUUAGCCAUUUAUACUGAUCGAUAGGUAUAAGCUUUUGAAGCCUUCAAAGUGAAACUUGCCGUUUUAUAACUUACUCAUAGAAUCUUAUUAAUAAUAGAUUUACAAAUUGUAUUACCAAAUCAA
Malaya genurostris is the source of this 3786-nucleotide messenger RNA. RefSeq names its product probable phosphorylase b kinase regulatory subunit beta. The transcript has 12 exons. Bases 134 to 3514 code for a protein of 1126 amino acids. Gene Ontology annotation, molecular function: calmodulin binding. The record is from RefSeq and is a predicted model, not a curated record. NCBI's taxonomy places the organism in Eukaryota, Metazoa, Arthropoda, Insecta, Diptera, Culicidae. Gene Ontology annotation, cellular component: phosphorylase kinase complex. Gene Ontology annotation, biological process: glycogen metabolic process.